Drosophila nasuta is the source of this 570-nucleotide messenger RNA. RefSeq names its product cytochrome c oxidase subunit 6A levy (gene levy). Gene Ontology annotation, biological process: mitochondrial electron transport, cytochrome c to oxygen. Gene Ontology annotation, molecular function: enzyme regulator activity. NCBI's taxonomy places the organism in Eukaryota, Metazoa, Arthropoda, Insecta, Diptera, Drosophilidae. The record is from RefSeq and is a predicted model, not a curated record. The coding region runs from base 64 to 393 and encodes 109 amino acids. Gene Ontology annotation, cellular component: respiratory chain complex IV; mitochondrial inner membrane. The transcript is spliced from 2 exons.
GUCACACUGUAAUCGACGACAAUUUUUAUUCAGAAGACGAGCGAAGUAAUACGUAAAUAAAUUAUGUCGUUCGUUUUGAACAAUGCGAUUCGUCGCCAAAUUGGCGCUACUGCCGCCAGGAACAUGUCCGGCACUGCCGCCGUUGCUGGUGAACACUCUGGUGGCUACAAGGUCUGGAAGCGCCUGUCCUUCUUUGUGGCCGUCCCAGCUGUGGGUCUGUGCAUGUUGAACGCCUACCUGAAGCAUCAGGAGGAGCACGGUCAUCCCCGCCAGGAGUUUGUCAAGUACGAUUAUCUGCGUCGCCGUGAGAAGCGUUUCCCCUGGGGCGAGGGCAACAAGAGUCUGUUCCACAACCCCCAUGUCAACCCCCUGCCCGAUGGUUAUGAGGAUUAAGCAAUGCGAAGGUGUUACACAGCUUGUUUGGGUUUAACCAAUACCUAAAUCACACACUCUAUGUAUUUACAAUAAUGUAAGCCGAAAUCCAUAUGGAGAAAUACACACACAAUCCAACAAAAAAGAACGACGAAGCUUAACUGAAUAAAAGAGUGGCGAAAUAAGUAUGUUAAACAA